This is a messenger RNA of Panicum virgatum (switchgrass), 1898 nucleotides long. RefSeq names its product translation initiation factor IF-2-like. Gene Ontology annotation, biological process: mRNA alternative polyadenylation. Lineage: Eukaryota; Viridiplantae; Streptophyta; Magnoliopsida; Poales; Poaceae. Gene Ontology annotation, cellular component: mRNA cleavage and polyadenylation specificity factor complex. The transcript is spliced from 2 exons. Gene Ontology annotation, molecular function: mRNA binding. The record is from RefSeq and is a predicted model, not a curated record. The coding region runs from base 27 to 1550 and encodes 507 amino acids.
CCCUCCUCGCCGCGCCCGCCUCCGCCAUGGACGGGUACGGCGCCGGCGGCCGGCUCGCCGCUGCCUCCGCCUCCCCGCAGGCCGAGGAGGCGAUCGCCGCGGUCCGGGACGACGCCUACGCCCGCCUCCGCACCCCCUCCGACGAGGAGGACUGCGACGGCCUCUACGGCGACGUCAACGUCAGCUUCCUCCCGCUCCUUCCGCUCUCCCCCUCCCCGGCCCCCUCCUCGCCUCCCAAAACCCCCUCCCCCGGCUGUUCAAUCCUGUCCCUGUCCCCGUCCCCGUCCCCGCCGCCGCACCGCACCCCGGCUCCGGAGCGCCAGCCCGAGGCGCGGCCGGAACCCGCCGCCCCGCGACAGCAGCCGCCGCGGCCUCCUCCUCCUCCUCCUCCCGCGCCUCCGGGACACCACGUGCCGCCGCGGCCGCAGCGCGCGCCGCGCGGUGGGGGCGCCUCGGCCUCCUACUCGUCGCCGCCCAGGUACACGGCGCUGUACAUCAGCGACCUCCACUGGUGGACCACGGACGCCGAGGUGGAGGCCGCGCUCGAGCUCACGCCACACGGCGGCGCCGCCGCCGCCGCGCUCUGUGGCCUCCAUUUCUACUCCGAAAAGUUCACCGGCAAGUCGCGCGGCAUCUGCCGCGCCGAAUUCCUCAACGCCGCCGCGGCCGCGUCGGCCGCCGCCGCGCUCCACGGCCGCGCCUUCCACGGGCGCCACUGCGUCGCCUCGCUCGACCGCCCGCCCGCGCUCAACCGCCUGAGCGACGACUCCGACUCCUGCGCCGAGGCGGCACGGACCCCGAACCCUACCCAAGGCCUCGGCAACGGCGGCCGGGGCGCGAGCAACGCGACGACGGGACGAGGCAAUGUGGGUCCCGUGUUGGGUGAUCGGCCGACUCUGGCGCUGCCUCCACUGUCCGUGGUUCCCCGGCCGUCUCCUGGGCCGCCGUUUGGUGGCAUUAUGGGAGGUGUUGGUGACUACGGUGGAUUCCAGUCAAUGGGGCAGUACAAUGUGGGGAUGGGUUGUGGCAUGUUGCCGUCGCCGAUGGCGCCCCACGUGAACCCAUCCUUCUUGGCUACCGGCGGGAUGGCCGUGCGUGGCCCGGGAGUGUGGCAUGGUCAGGGGAUGGCUGGGGGCUUUUGGGGUGCUCAGCAAGAGUGGAAUUUCAGAGGUUGUCAGGUGCCAUGGCGGCAGCUACCGCCAUCAGUGCAGCAGCAGUACGGGAAUGGGAACUAUGGAAAGGGGCGUGGCAUGAGGCGUGGAAGACCAGGUAGUAGGAUUGAGGAGAGGGGCGCCAUUGGCAAUGCGAGCAAUUCGGAUAGAAGGCAGUCUGACCAUGAUGGGGGUGAUUGGUACAAAGAGCAUGACCGUGAGAAGGGUUGGCAUCGGGAGCGAGAGAGGCAUUGGAAUGAGAGGGAUCGACAUGGGGGUGACAAGAGGAGGCGCCAGGAGUACACUGAGCAUGCUGACUUUGACAGGAGAGGGCGGGCGCGGUCGAGGAGCCAAUCAAGGGAUGAUAGUGACGAUGAUCAUCCAAGGAGGCGGCACUAACGUUUUGCGCACCAGUAAGCAUCUUCUAGCUAAAUGGUACAUUGUCUUUUGCUGUCAUGUUCAGCAACUUCUGCUCUCCUGUUGUUACGCUGCAGGCACCAGGCUUACCCAGUAUUACCAACUAUCAACUGACUCUUCUGCAGUGGUUAAAGUUAGCAUAAUUUAUGGCGACAUUACUUUUGGCGCAGACUACAGCGUUAUUUUAACUCCAGAAAAUACGGGCUGUACUUGGCUCAGCUAAUAUAAGCAGACUUUAUUUAUCGUUGCAGGACUAUACCUGACUCAGCUAAUAUAAGCAAAGACCUGACUCAGCUAAUAUAAGCAGACUUCAUUGAUCGUUGCAUGUCA